AGUGCUUUUCAUUUCAAGUAUAAUUUCAUCCGGGCAAGUCCGUUUAAUGUUUUUGAAUAAAAAUGAAUUUGAUUAAGAUUAAAGAUGGAAAAAAUUGUAUUCGAUUACCAACUGAAAAAAAUACAAUAUCCUUAAAAACAAUAAAAAAUUAUUUCCCACAAGCAAGUGGUUUAAUCUAUUUUAACACAAAGGAUGAAAAAUGUGGUGUGCAAUUAAUAGAAAACGAUUUCUUUAAAUUAGUCGAUGGAGUUGAUCAAUACGAAAUUUUUAAUUCAUCUGUCAUCAAUAUUCCUUCUAAACAUCCAGACAAUAAAAGUAAUAUUAAAAUGAAAAGAAUAAACGAAAUAAUGGACGUUAUCAACAAAGAAGAAAAAUUCUUCCCGGCAAAAAACUCAGAAGUCAAAAAAGCUUCUAAUAAGAUUGUUGUUAAUAAAAAGAAUAGGAAAAUUAUUAACAUUGGUUGGAAACAUAAGCAAGAUGAAAAUGGGAAAUUUUUUCACACGAAGGAACCAAUUGCAGGAGCCAAAACGUUGGAACUCGAUCAAAACAUAUCAUAUCAUCUCAAAGAUAUAAGGAAUAUGAUCGUAGAAGCAAUUAAGACAGAAGAGAACUCCAAAUAUUUUGAAGGUUCCAUUGUUGACAUUGGGAAUUAUAACGAAGAAGUUUACGAUGCUUUUCGAGUUCAUGAGGAUGAAAAUUUCUGGGAUUUUGCGAAAGAAUGUCGAGGAAAUAAUUCUACGUUGAGAUUAUAUUUACUAACUACAAAAAAAUCUUUAUCUAAACAAAAUGGGGCAAAUAAUGUAAAUGACGAACAUUCACCUCCAGUGAACCAAACUUCUUCAGUAGUACACAUUCAGGACAAAAGAGCUUCUCCACUGAAGAUAAUUGAACCAAAUAGUAGAAAGAAUGUAAAUGAAAAGCAAAAUUUACCAAGUGCGUUUAAUUUGAGUAACAAACAAAGCAUCCGGUUGAUUUCGAAAAAUGAUGCCUAUAAAUCCUCGAAGAUUGUAAUCACAACGAAAGGAGAAAGUGAAAACAACAAGUUUCCAACAGGAACGUCAAUGAGUGACCAAUAUAAAAUUCCAUUCACUUUUGAAAAAAAUUCUUUUGUAAAAACUAAUUUUCGUAUACAGAAUGAUUCAAAAAGGAAUCACAUUUCAACUGCAACGGAAUUGAGUUUAAGGAAAAAAAGACUUGCUACAGAAAAUAAAACUGCCCCAUCAGUCAACUCUGACUGCAAAACAGAUUCUUCUGAACAAGAAGCAAUUCAUGAUAUAGAUGUUUCUGUUCCAGUUAUUGAGGAAAAAGAUAUACAUUUUUCUGAAAUCGUGUUAGGUAAAGGAUCUUUUGGUACUGUAAGAAGGGCGACUUGGUUGAAAACUGAUGUUGCUGUAAAAACAAUUCAAUCAACUUCUAAUGAUAAGUACAUAAUUCGGGAGAUAAAAAUCAUGGACAAAAUUAGACAUCCAAACAUUGUCAGCAUAAUGGCUGUAUCAUUUACUCAGUAUGAAUAUCACAUUGUUCUAGAAUAUUUCAAUGGUGCCAGUUUACGGUCUGUUUUAUUCGAUAAUGAAUCAAAAUUGAAUUUAAAGUUAACUGAGGAAAAUAAAUCUCUUAUUUGUUCUCAAAUAUGCAUAGCGAUAGUAUUCUUGCAUGAAUCGAAGCCAACAAUAUUGCAUAAAGAUAUCAAACCAGACAAUAUUCUUGUAAAUAAGGAAUAUCAAGUUAAAGUAUGCGAUCUUGGCAUUGGUACAUUUGAUGAGUUGCCUUCAGUACUUCAUACGACAAUCGGACACAACUUUCAAGGGACACCACUUUAUAUGGCCCCUGAGAUUCUUAUAAAUAACAGAAAAGCAACUAUUUACUCAGAUGUUUGGUCCAUCGCCUGUGUUAUCGUAGAAUUGUAUUCAGAAAAAACCGUGUGGAAUAUGCCAUAUGGGAGUGGAAAAAAUUUGAAAAAUUUGAAAGCGAUCAUCAUCACUUUAAAGUUUCCAAAUUUGUCGAGCAUACCAAGGUAUUUAAAAGAUAUCUUAAAACAAUGCUUCCAACAUGAACCUGAAAGAAGACCACAAGCUUCUGCUCUUCUUCAUAUUUUUAAAGCACGGAUUGAAGCAAAGGAAUAAAACACUAAAUAAACUCCAGACUGAGAAGAUUUGACGGUGAUAUAGUCGAGUUAAGUGUAUACAGUUAAACUGUAAUCACUUAUUUAAUGAUUAAGUUAUUUUAUUAAUAAUUUCUUAUCACUUAAUUUUAAAAGGAAUUGCUGUUUUACGAUUUUCUUGUUCAAUAUAUUGAAAUUUAGAUGUUUUUGCAAAGUUAAGGACAAAUAUACAAAAUGGUAUUAAAUCAUAGACAUAAAUAUGUUGAAGCAGAUAAAAUUUGUUUUGAAAAUUGUCAGUUAAAAGUUAAUUGUUUGUUUUAAUAGAUACUUGCAUGUGUAAAAAUUAUCGCUAUAUUGUGUCUAUUAAUUAAAAGUAAAAUUACGUCAAAUAUGUUCAUUGUGUUAUACAAUGCGAUUUGCUUAUUUCAUAUUUUAUGUACUUUAAAAUAUUUAUUUAAAAAUAUUUAUAUCUUAUGUGCAGAUAGCAAUAACCAAUAAGUCGUAUGUAUCUUAAUUAUUAUCUAUAAUAUAUGGCUGUGAUGUAAGUGCUGAAGCACAUUAAAUCAAGUAUUCUUGCAAGACUGACUGCGCCAAAAUAAAAAGUUAACAUGAUAUUAUUAUUCAUAAUUUAGAAUAUUAACUAACAUAGUUUGUAUAUGUGUAAUAAAAAUGUAAAAAAUGUUUGUUACAGAAUAAU
Messenger RNA from Leptopilina boulardi, 2798 nucleotides. Its product is annotated as proto-oncogene tyrosine-protein kinase Src-like. The record is from RefSeq and is a predicted model, not a curated record. Bases 63 to 2123 code for a protein of 686 amino acids. Gene Ontology annotation, molecular function: protein serine/threonine kinase activity; ATP binding. Gene Ontology annotation, biological process: protein phosphorylation. The transcript is spliced from 4 exons. Lineage: Eukaryota; Metazoa; Arthropoda; Insecta; Hymenoptera; Figitidae. Gene Ontology annotation, cellular component: cytoplasm.